UUUGCUCUGUCGUUUGACUGUCACUCAUGAAUUCACAGGGCAGCAGCUCUGCUCCGCUUAAGCGCAUCCGGAGGAGCACAGGGAUUCCCCGCAGCUUCCUGUUGGAGGUGGACGACCCAAACCGAAAGGGAGUCAUGAUGGACGGCAGCGGCAAAUACGUCAUUCCCAUCAUAGACGCUGAGGCCUAUGCUGCUGAGAAGAAAAAGAGACCUUCCUUCUGCCAGACCAAGCCGCUGUCCUCCUCUUCCUCAGCUGGUGCAGCAUCUUCAGUCCAGGACGCCAGAGGGAAACGUUCCCGCUCCCCAUCUCCACCAGAGACGCACGGAGACCAGAAGAGACCACGUCACUGAGAGACCUUCACCCAAGAGACCUGGAGCUGACGUGAGCACAGUGUAUAUAUUGUACAUAGUUUAAGAAUAAAACCGAAUAAAGAUUAUAGCAGCAUAAA
Danio rerio (zebrafish) is the source of this 448-nucleotide messenger RNA. Lineage: Eukaryota; Metazoa; Chordata; Actinopteri; Cypriniformes; Danionidae. The record is from RefSeq and is a predicted model, not a curated record.